Messenger RNA from Paramormyrops kingsleyae, 1225 nucleotides. RefSeq names its product hydroxyacyl-CoA dehydrogenase (gene hadh). Gene Ontology annotation, biological process: fatty acid beta-oxidation. NCBI's taxonomy places the organism in Eukaryota, Metazoa, Chordata, Actinopteri, Osteoglossiformes, Mormyridae. Gene Ontology annotation, cellular component: mitochondrion. Gene Ontology annotation, molecular function: NAD+ binding; (3S)-3-hydroxyacyl-CoA dehydrogenase (NAD+) activity. The record is from RefSeq and is a predicted model, not a curated record.
GGGGGCGCGCCAGAAGAGCGGCCACGCGAGCGAGAACCCGUGCCCGUCGCCCCCGGAGGAGGCGCGCCGCCGAGCAGCUAUUUAUGCACAGGACGCCGAGGCCCUGGCGCCGCAGACUCGACAUGGCUUUCGCUACUCACUGCCUGGUCCGAUGCCUGUCCUCCAGCGCCGCCCGGCAUGCGGCUAUCAAGCACAUCACGGUGAUCGGAGGCGGCCUGAUGGGUGCGGGUAUAGCGCAGGUUGCUGCAACUACAGGACACACUGUAGUGUUGGUGGACACCUCAGAAGAUAUCUUGAAGAAGUCCACCCAGGGAAUCGAAGGUAGCUUGAAGAGAGUGGCCAAAAAGAAGUUCGCAGACAAGCCAGAGGCGGCAGCGGAGUUUCUUCAGAAGGUACUGAAGAACAUUUCCACGAACACGGACGCAUCCUCGGCGGUGCGGAGCACGGACCUGGUGGUGGAAGCCAUCGUGGAGAAUCUUAAAGUCAAGCAGAGCCUCUUCAGUUCACUUGACAAAGCCGCCCCAGAGCACACAAUAUUUGCAAGCAAUACAUCAUCGCUGCCCAUCACAGACAUCGCUAGUGCCACGACGAGGCUGGACCGAUUUGGAGGUCUCCAUUUUUUCAAUCCUGUCCCCAUGAUGAAGCUUGUAGAGGUGGUUAGAACAUCACAGACUAGUCAGAUGGCAUUUGAUGCUCUGACUGACUUCACCAAAGCUUUGGGGAAACAUCCCGUUUCUUGCAUGGAUACCCCGGGGUUUCUCGUGAACCGACUUCUUGUUCCGUACAUGAUGGAGGCCAUUCGACUCCACGAAAGAGGGCAUGGGUCAAAAGAAGACAUAGACAUGGCUAUGAAACUGGGCGCUGGCUAUCCCAUGGGUCCCUUUGAGCUUCUUGACUACGUGGGAUUGGACACCUCAAAAUUCAUCAUUGACGGUUGGCAUGCGAUGGAACCAGAAAAUCCCCUUUUUGCUCCAAGCCCGAUGCUGAACAAGCUGGUGGCGGAGGGAAAACUCGGCAAGAAGACCGGAGAAGGAUUCUACAAGCAUAAGUAACCAGGGGGGAUAGCCUGUGUGAUGACUGUGUGGUUGUAAGGAUUCAGGUACUAUGUGUGGUCUUGAGUUAAUCUCAAGUUCUCUACAAACUGUCAUGGCAUCACUGUGCCCCUCAGUUUAACUUUUUUUACAAUCUGAUUGUAUAAUCCAAUAAAGGGCAUUCUUAAAAUGUC